This is a messenger RNA of Vicugna pacos (alpaca), 6349 nucleotides long. NCBI's taxonomy places the organism in Eukaryota, Metazoa, Chordata, Mammalia, Artiodactyla, Camelidae. The record is from RefSeq and is a predicted model, not a curated record.
AACUGUUCUAUGAUACAGUGGUAGCCGUUCCUCUAAAACCUUUAAACCAAAGAAGAACAUUCCCGAGGGUUCUCACCAGUAUGAGCUCUUAAAGCAUGCAGAGGCCACACUUGGCAGUGGAAACCUCCGGAUGGCUGUCAUGCUUCCUGAGGGGGAAGAUCUCAAUGAGUGGGUUGCAGUGAACACUGUAGAUUUCUUCAAUCAGAUCAACAUGCUGUAUGGAACAAUCACAGAUUUUUGUACUGAAGAAAGUUGUCCGGUGAUGUCAGCAGGCCCAAAAUAUGAGUAUCAUUGGGCAGAUGGAACAAACAUAAAGAAGCCUAUUAAGUGCUCUGCACCAAAGUAUAUUGAUUACCUGAUGACUUGGGUUCAGGACCAGUUGGAUGAUGAGACAUUAUUUCCAUCAAAAAUAGGUGUCCCAUUCCCGAAAAAUUUCAUGUCUGUGGCAAAAACUAUACUCAAACGCCUCUUUAGGGUUUAUGCUCACAUUUAUCAUCAGCAUUUUGACCCUGUGAUCCAGCUUCAGGAGGAAGCACAUCUCAAUACAUCUUUCAAGCACUUUAUUUUUUUUGUCCAGGAAUUCAACCUUAUUGAUAGAAGAGAACUUGCACCACUCCAAGAACUGAUUGAAAAACUCACCUCAAAGGACAGAUAAAAGGAUGCAGAGCUGGCAAAUUGUUCCUCAAAUGAAGCUGUGUGGAGUGUAUUUGGAUUUUAUUGUAUUUUAUUUUUAUCUUGGUUGUUUUUGUGUUAGGUUUGGGGGAUUUGUUUGGGCUCCUUUUUCUUUAUUCUGAAUAAAUGAAACCAUAUUCUAUUGCUAGAGGAAGCCAAGAACAUACAUUUGAUAGGGAUAAAUUUUGUCUUAGUGGCAUACAGUAUUUUUUUUUAACUUGGGGGAACUUUUGAUAAUAUUGUAUGUUGAAAGAAAAUGCUUAUUGAUUGGACUGCUGAUGGAUGGGGGUUCUCCAUUGUGCAAAUUGUGGCAGAUUUUUGAAAUCCCCAAAAGACUUAUGUUUUUAAGUGCCUUGGCAGGCUCACUUCUGAGGUGCAAAGCACAGACACAGAACUGAACAGGGCUUGAAACAAUAUUAGGAUUACUACCCAGGGCACUUACUGAUGCAUGUUUUAAAAUAUCUAUUGAUAAAAGCCAUAAUUUACCUAAAUUGGUGAUCUCCAGCUUUUACUACAUUAAAGAAACACAAUUUGUAAAGGUGUGCAUGUAGAGCAUAAAAAAUUAGUAUUUCUUAAUUAUUUUUGAUAUUACGGUAAUUCUGUUCAACAGAUGCUUAAAGUUCUACAAGCAGGUCUUUUCCAUCUCUUGAUAUCUGUGAUAUUGAAACUUGAAGAUGUUGAAAUGUAAUACCCAUUACAUUUUGGCUUCUUUCUACAUGUUAACUGCACUGUAGGUGUGAAAAUUCAGGUUAUAUAGAGGUUUGCCAUCUUCAGAGGUGAUGCUGAACUGUGAGGUUUCUUAGCAAUUGCCAAAUGAGCCAUAAGUCUGCAGAAUCCCCUUCUACUUUGAAGAGGAGGGGAUAGGAGUGUGUGUUUGGUUGGGGGGAGGUGGGGGUUAGUUUGUAUGGGACAUUAUGGAUGGGAUUAAAUAUGAGGAGUCAAAUUCAAGAAAGCCCUGUCUCAGAACCCUUGAGUAGAAUGGCAUGAAGAUUUUAAUCAGUACCUUGUAAACAAAGUCUUAGAGACUUCCUUUUAGGAAUCGACUUCCAUGAGAAGUUAAAAAUAAAUUAUUAAUUUUAGGUAUAGAUAUAAACAUGGAAUUUAAGGACUGUUUAGGGAAAUUGAUCACUUUCCAGCAUUUCCAUUCAGUGAAUGGAGCUGGUGUUUGCCUGUCAUUUUAAAAUGAUACAGUACCUUCUUUGCUUAUUUUAGGCCCAAUUUGAAGUAUUCUGACUUCUGAUUUUUCCACUGUGAAAGGAAAUCUUUUUCUGUGCAGUGAUAUCAAACAAAGUGCUAAAUUAGUAGUUAUUAACUUUUACAUUUUUUUUUGCCAUGACUCUCUAGUGAACUAUUCCUGUAAGUAAAAAGUUCAGAAACUUAGUUUUUAAAAUAAAUAUUAAUGUUUUUCACUUUGGUGUUACUCUUGAGAAAUGUCCUUUUUAGACUUCCAGUUUUAAUUUUGUCAUUGCUAGUAAAUCUGUUUUCUUCACUUAGAAAUAUAUCCUCUUCCUUCAGUUAGAAAUAUAUACUUUUCUCCUUGUAGAAUAGAAAUCUUGCUCUGAAAUUGUAUAGACUAAAAACAGUAGAAAAGAAUCUAAGAUGAAAUCAGUUUGUUUUUACCAUUAACAUGUAGAGCAGUGAUACAGUUUAAUGCCAUUACAAUUAUGAUCAUUAGGAACUGCCUUUUUCUCCAUUUCAUUUCUAGCAAUCAUUCUCCAAGUACCAACAGUAGAAGUAACAGGAAAGCCUGGCAGAAACAAAUAAUACUGGACAUUCACUGGCAAUACUUAAUAAACUUCAGUGAGAACUAGCUGAUUUCCUUAAAACAAAUCUUUUAGUAUGCAUAUAUGUAAUAUCAGCCACUGUGGUUUGAUUCACAAAUAAAAUUUGGUAUCUAGUGAUUCUUUGGUCCUAUCUAACUAGGAAAAUGAACCACAUGAUUAUUCAAGUAGUCUUCCAUACUGCAUCUAACCUCAUAUCAACCUAGUAAUCAAGGGGUUGCAAUAGCCAAGUGUGGAGAGAAAAGUGAGAAAUUGUUUUUGCUCAUUUAAGCCUUAUACAGUAGUACACUGUACACAAUUGUUAUUAUAAAUUAAUGUUUAGUAGUAGGACCUACUUUUCCACUCUAUGUAGAUGAGUUUCUUGUCACUGUGCCAGAAUCUCAGGUGCCUGCUUCUGAGUAUUCCUUUAAACAGAGGUAUUGGGAAGUAAGGAGAUAUGUAUGUGUAUAUACAGUAACAAAGUAGAGACAUUCUCCCAGGGAGAGGCCUGGCAUUGUACAUGGUGUUAUGUGGGUGCAAGUAAGGAAACACCACAGCAUGUGAGAAAUAACUGAUUUAAAAAAAAAAAAGUUGCCUUGAUUCAUUUGGUUUCCAUGAUCAUUAGUAAGAUCCCCUUUAUAAAAUAAGGAUCAAAUCUUGGUUUUACAAUAGAGUUUGCUUGUAAACACCUCUUGGAUUCUUUCCAGAUCUCUUUAUGUAAUUUAUAAAUAACUGGGAUAAUGCUCUGCCCCACCCCCUACUCUUCAUACAGAGAUAUGAAGCAGAAGUUGUUUUCUCAUCUGCUAAUGAAAGCAUAAAAUAUAAAGUAGUAAGUUAACACAGUAUAAUUGUCACAAUGCUUUGUUUAAAUGUUGAUAUGGAGAAACUUAGGAAUUCUUUUAAAUGGUAGAGUAAUGGUGGUGGAGAGAAAUUAACAGGAAAGAGUGAAAAUCUUUUCAUUAGCUGUAGGUGGUGCUACUGGUUUUCAUUUGCUGGCUUAAUUCUGUUUUCCACAAAAACCAUGGCAUUAGGCUGCACUAAAACAGUAAGGAUAUGGUCGUCAGCUGGUAGAGAAUUUGGAGGUCAGUUUACCUUAAAUAGAAAAAUUUUAGAUUUUUAUCUCUUUGUACCAUUGUUUGUCGUUUGUAAAUGCUAAAUGGUCAGCAUAAAAUUAGGUAGGAGAAGGCAUGUUUGGUGUCUAAUAAAUGUGUCUCAGUGUAAGUUACUGCCUGGCUAAUCAGGAAGGAGAAAGCACUGCAUCUCUUAUAUUCAGGAAUUACAGAUAAUGUAGAUAUCUGUAUUUUACAUGUAAUCAUCACACUCCAUUUUCUGUAUUAGCAUUUUUCUUGCUUAUGGAAAAUAGCAAAAUGACAGAUUUCUUUUAUACCUUUGUCUACACCCUCUCUGAGAGAGGUUUUGAUAACCACUGAAAUGGUGAAGUAUAUGAGGUACAAUUCUUAAGUUGUAGGACUUCUUUUUAAAAUAAGUGUCAUAUCUUAAACAUCCAGGUGAGAGUUGAUCUUCAGAGUGUUUUCUUUGGCAGGUCUACUUCUAGCAAUGCUGCAAAGGUAUAAGUGUUUUGGGAACACUUUCAGAAAUCCCUUGAGAAUCGGUUUAUGACUUUGCAAGAAAGUUUAUUUUAUCAUUUUAGUUGAACCGAAAACUUUACUGGAAGCUUAAUAUGACCUGUCUCACUCACCAAAACAACUCUACUUGGCUGUUUUCUUAGAACUAAACUGUUACGGACAUUCAAAAGACUGCCAUGGGCUCUGAAUUUGCAGAAGAAAAUGUUUUGAGCAUUGAUUUGUAGCAUCGUUUAAUAAAGGAGUAGUUUCCUGAUGUCACUACUUUGAAGUAGACAGUAUCAUUUGGAUGUAUAAGUUUUAUUUUAUUUUUAAAAAUUUAAUUAUUUUACAGUUAAAUAUAAUUUAAAAAAUCAAAGUCUUUUUAAAAUUUUCUGUUUUUUGUUCCUUUCUCUGAUAACUUUUGGAUCAUACCUUGAUUACUGUAGGGUAGUUUUGAUUGAAUGGAUAGUAAAAAAAACCCAAAAAAACCCCAAUAUUUAAGAUAGGAGUAGCUUAAGGAAACAACUUACCUCCAUCCCUUUUUUUUAAACUUACUUUCACUCAAACGAACAAUUUAAAGAGUGGAGGUCAUUGUACAAAGAAAUUGGAAUACAUUUUGUGUAUUAAUUAUGCUGAAUUAAAGUGUGUAUCACAGAUAUAAUAUUUCAAAUUGUAUAAUCAUUUUAUAUGUCAUUUAUAACUAACAUUUUGAACAUCUUUUUAAAGAUACAGGACAAGAAGUAUAUUUGUCACUACAUACCAAGAGGAAAACCUAUUUUGAAACUUACCUGGGAUAUUAAGGAAUAUACCAAUUCCUAGAAACACUAUUCUAGAUCUAUACUUGAAGGACCACUCCUAAAAUAAUUUAAGUAUCAGAGUUUUGUCAUAAUAUUAAGUAUCACCAUAGGAAUUAAGCUAUCAGUUUAAUGGUGUAUGAGAUACUUAUUUAGAGGUAAAGCUAUUUCAAGAUUUAAUGGAAAAGUUUAAUUUUGAGAUAUAACAGUUCUGACUGCAGACAAUUUGAAUUUUUGAGGCUUUCCUAAUGAGCUCAUCAUGGAGAAAAAUUCAUUUUUGAAAGUAUAAAACUGUGCUCCAUGUCUGCCACUUGUAGCUCAACUGGAACUUAAACUUUGACAAAAGAGAGAAAGUAACAUUAAAAUACUGACUACUCUCAGUUUUGCAAGUGUGAUGCAAAUUUCUUUUCCUAUUAAAAUACUAUACAAUAGAAAACUUUGGAUUACAAUUCUCAGAGCGAACUCACUGGCCUUUCCAAGCUGUAUGUUUACCUGUCAUCUUCUACACUGCCCCCACCCCGUACCCCUGCAACACACACACAGACAUGAAAAACAAAACAGGUUGAUUGUGUAGGUCCUCAUUGUUAGUGAUUCUGAAGUAAUUGCUGUCAGUACAUAGUUUGCAGCUGAAGUGUUGAAAGAUACAACUUAACAUAAGCAUUUUUGGUUGUGGUUGAUGGCUUGCUUUCUGUCACAUAAGCUGAGAUUAUGAGUGAUAUAAUUUUAAAAUUUUAAUAUUUAAUUUCUGUUACAUAUUAUUAAAUUCUUAUAUGUGUGGGUGUUUCUUACAGAUUUGCACGUUUUCAUUUUUUUUGUUUACUUAAUUGUGCAGGUUGUGAAAUAGAUUAACACAUUUUCAUUUUAAGAACACUUCUCUCCUUAAAUUGUUCUGCAGAGAUAACUAUUUUUAGGGGAAAUAGUUUUUUACAGCCACUAAAUUGUAUUUCUUAUUUUUGUACAUGCAUAAGUAGGUUGGUAAUGGCACUAAUCUUGUGAGGAAAACUUUUAUUUUAUUUGAACUUUUCCUAUACAUUACUACUUAAAAUAAUCUACCAACAGCAUCAUGAAAUCUAGGUUGAGAGAGAGUACAAUAAACAUGAGACCACUUAAAGUUUGAAUAGGAUCAUUUCUGAGGACAAAACUGCCAGUGCCAGAAAUGGAAGCAAGAGGCAGCACUCACACUGCAAGUAUUGUAGAACAUGAGUAAGGACAGGACCCUGCUCUCCUGGAGAUGGACAGUUCCUCUAGUAAAGUAGCUGGAAGGGAAAAAAAUGGUCUAACACCUGAAAUGCAGUGUGGGCGCCAUAUUGUAAACUGUGCCAAGAUUACUCAAAUUGUUGUCGUCAUUGAUCAAACUUCAAUUGCUUCGUCAUUUUUGUUUUAAAGGAGGAUACUGAAUAUCAGAGAAUCUGUAAUAUGUUUUAACUGAGAGAUGUAAAUAAUGUAUACAGACUUGUAUGUGAUGGGAUUGGAAAUAUUUAAAUUUUAGGGUUUUUUUAAAGGAAGAAGCUGAAUGUUUAUUUAAAAAUAAUAAUAAAUAGUUAUGUUUGGCCAUGAA